CUGGCGGUCUGAAAAUUUAGAUGAACAACGAUAAGACGGCGCUGUCGAUUAAAAACUUGUAUAAAACACAAACUAUGGCUUUGAGAGCUACGAUAUUGUUAUUCUUUCUUCUUCUAGUUGAAACUGAGGCAGGUUCCACCUUCCCUUUUCCAAAUCGGAGGAAAAAUGUGGGAAAUAAGACAGUUAUCUGUAAUUGUAACAGCAUAAAAUGCCAAUCCCUCAAUGUCCACAAUUGCACCUCGGCAAUCGGCUGUUCAGCGUCGUUUUACGCUUCACCUCGACCCAGAGAGAUUUAUGGUUGCAUAGAAGAUCUGAAAGGAACGUGUGGAUAUAAAUUGGUAGAAAAAAAAACUGGAAGCUUAGAGAUUAUUUUAAAGUGUUGCUAUGAGGACAAAUGCAAUCAUCCUCAUAUGAUUGAGCCUUACUUUUCAACAGAAUCCAGUGUAAAGGAGUCAUCAGAAACAAUCGAACUUAUUUUUUCAAUAUUUGGUCCAAUCUUCGCAUUGAUUUUACUACUCGGAUUGCUGUACAUUGCACGCCCGUACUUCAUGGGACAGAGAGGAAAAAAAGAAAGUAUGAUAAUGUCACCAGGGGAAAGUAGUGGAGGGAGUUCAUGGGGUGGGUGCGUUGACCCCUCGUCAGGCAGUGGAUCAGGUCUUCCCCUGCUUGUACAGCGGUCUGUUGCUCGGCAAGUUGAGCUACUUGAGAUCAUCGGAAAGGGUCGUUAUGGAGAGGUCUGGAAGGGUAAAUGGCAUGGUGGUUACAUUGCCGUAAAAAUGUUUUCCUCUGUCGAUGAACAGUCGUGGGUACGUGAAACCCAAAUCUACCAGACUGUCAUGAUCAACCACGAUAAUGUGUUGAGUUUUAUUGCAUCUGAUGUUGCCACCAAAGAUUCAACGACACGAAUGUGGCUAAUAACGCAGUACCAUCCCAACGGAUCAUUGUAUGAUUUCUUGAACAAUAACACAGUCGAUGCAGAGAUAAUGCUUUCUCUCGCAAAGUCUGCAGUUGCUGGAAUCACGCAUCUCCAUACUGAGAUCUUUGGCAUGAAAGCAAAACCCGCUAUAGCACAUCGUGACAUAAAAUCGAAAAAUAUUUUAGUCAAGCAAGACUACACAUGCGCCAUUGCAGAUCUGGGGCUUGCUGUCAUUCAUAAGAAAGAAAUGAACCAGGUUGAUAUUGAUACGAAGAACAAUCGUGUUGGAACCAAGAGAUAUAUGGCCCCAGAAGUGCUUGAUGAAACAAUGAACACUGGCUGGUUUGAUUCUUACAAGCGGGUCGAUGUGUAUGCGUUUGGCUUAGUCCUGUGGGAGCUUUGUCUGAGGACUGUCUCCGAGGAUAUGAAGGCUAAAGAGUACCAGCCACCAUUCUAUGAUAUGGUGCCUCAUGAUCCAAGUUUUGAAGUCAUGAAAGAGGUUGUUUGUGUGCAAAAGAAGAGACCAGCAUUCCCUAAUGAAUGGAGCAACAACAAGCUUCUUCAAGGAAUGAUGGCGAUCAUCAAAGAAUGCUGGAGUCAGAACGCUGCCGCUCGUCUAACCUCGUUAAGAAUUGACAAGAAACUAACAAAGUUGCUGACAGACUGUAGGGUGCCAAGAGUUGUGUUUGUGGUGGAACAGGAAAUUAUGGAUUUGUUAAAGCCACAAGUUUAGUUGGUGAUAGAUGAAAUGUAGUAGUUAUAUGGUGGAACUUUUCUUUUUUACAUUUCUUCAUACGGAAGUGGCUGUAUAUAUUGUACAGGGAAGUGAAAAUGUGAAAUGUAUACCUUAAGUUUUCCUUUCUCCUGUGGUGCAUAUACAUUUAGCAAAAGUAUCAAAUCUCAAGCAAGAGUUGAUUUGUGUAUAUCAGCAUAGAUCAGACUUAGUAUCUCUUUAAAAUAAACUGCAGAAAUUUGCACACUUUUCACUACCAAGAAAGGCAACCUUAAAUUCAAAUUUGAUAUUAGAUAGACUCAAAUUUGAUAGUAGAUAUGCACCAUGUACGUAAAUAAAGUAUUUUUAUUGCACCAUGGACAAAAUCUGAAUGUCAACAUUCAUUGCAUUCAGAUGUUCAUAGAGGCUUAAAAAAGUUGAGAAAUAUGGUAAAUCCAA
Molecule: messenger RNA, 2087 nt
Organism: Dendronephthya gigantea
Lineage: Eukaryota; Metazoa; Cnidaria; Anthozoa; Malacalcyonacea; Nephtheidae
Product: serine/threonine-protein kinase receptor R3-like
Exons: 5
Coding region: 21-1649 (542 amino acids)
Biological process (GO): protein phosphorylation; cellular response to growth factor stimulus; BMP signaling pathway
Cellular component (GO): plasma membrane; signaling receptor complex
Molecular function (GO): transforming growth factor beta receptor activity, type I; metal ion binding; ATP binding
Source: RefSeq, a predicted model, not a curated record